CAGACUUCUCGGAUCGACCAGUUUUUAGUGGUUUGACAAACGUCGAUGGCCAAUGCUGCGAGUCCGUUCGCCCCCCUCAAUCUGGCCCACCACGACGCCAACUACCUGAGGGAACUCGUCCACGUCUUCGUACAACAGCAAGUCCAGAAUUAUGAGCGGUACCUGCAUGACGACCACGAACGUCUCGACAAUAAACGGUGGAAACAGGUUCUUCAUCGUGACAAUAUGCGGGUAUUCUCGGAACUCGAAAGCGCGGACCCCGCCAACGACCUGGGGUACGUCAACCAGCAGCAAUCAGCCGAGCUGGCGGACCUGCCUGCUCUGCUGACCGUAGGACAACUGGAAGGCUCAUUAGACGACGCCAUGUACGGUGUAAUGACCCCUACAGUGGCAUCCAUGCGCAUUAAGUAUUUCUACACUGGAGACCAACUCGCUAACGGUGCCGUACUAGCAACAAUCGACAGUCCGUCGCCCGUGGACCCGUUCCAGUCGCUCACUGUCAAGUGGGUCGAAGGCUACCAGUCCCCAAUGCUGCGUCCUCUUGUAAGUAGCCGCGACUUUGUCUACAUGGAGGCUACGGGCUUCACCAAGCUGAGUGACGGAGAGUUGGUAGGGUACCACCUUCUCCACUCAGUGCACUUCCCACAAACACCCAAGACGCGGAAUAAUACGCGUGGUACGAUGUCCAUCUGCGGGUUGUACAGACAACGGAACCACAGCGCCGUGGACUUAUACUGCCGCGCGUCCGUGAACUCAGGAGGACGGAUAGCUCGCUCUAUUGGCGUAAAAUACGCGGCAGUGUCACUCAUCUCAGCGAGGAAAAUGAUCCGCUGCGCUCAUCUCAAGAAGCUGACGUGGUUAUUGAGAGUACGCGAUACUAACACUAUCAUCCGUGGAGAAGCCAAAUGCAUCGGCUGUGGCCAAAAACCUGGGAUUUUCGCCACGGAGAUCGGCUCAUGCUCGCUUUGUAAGCGUGCACUUUGCUCAUCAUGCAGAUUGAAAGUUGAGCUGGGCUUUGCUUCUUCGAACGGUAGUUUUUUCAAGAAGAAAAUGUGGUUCUGCUCCUACUGCGUUGAUGAAGCAGCUCGAACGAGCUCUCGAACCGUUGCGUGUGGAGAUUAUGCGGACUCGAGGAUUGUGGAGAGAACGCCAUGGAGCAGUGGACCGACGAAUUCGAGCUCGCCCUCUGGCUCGGAGCGUAGUGAUGAUUGGGGAUCGCUAGACAAACGCUACCUCAAUCUCAUGCCUAGAUAGUUAUGAACUAAUUUACUUUUAACGAAUGAAUAUCAAGUUAAGCGCUGAUUCGAUGUGGA
Molecule: messenger RNA, 1313 nt
Organism: Phytophthora nicotianae INRA-310
Lineage: Eukaryota; Oomycota; Peronosporomycetes; Peronosporales; Peronosporaceae
Exons: 1
Coding region: 46-1254 (402 amino acids)
Source: RefSeq, a predicted model, not a curated record